GCCGGUGAGAGCUACUAAUCCCCUGCGUCCAUGGUUUACUCUGAGCCCGUAUUUAAUUCCUCUAAACCCCCAGCUGCCGCCCUGGUUACUCACUGAACACGACAGACUGUGAACCGCUCGGGUUAUUAAUAAUUCACCAGCACUCCGCUCCGCUUCUCCGGCCGCGGCCGCAGGACACCGCACGUCCCCACCGGUGCGUGCGUGCAGCCGCGCCGCUUUUCCACUCUUGUUUACUUCAUUUUUGCUGCUCGUUGUCUUUCACAGGGACACGCUAGUUUCAUCUCCUUGUUACUAUUCAGCCUACAGACCGUCCCGACUGGCAUUGCCCUCCAGGUAUACCGCUGGUCCCAUAAACUCUGUUUUCGCCCUGCCACAUGGUGGAUUUUGUUUCGUUACAUUUCGCCUUUCUCUCCGCAACUUUCCCCGACACUGAGGAGCAGGUGGGACCGCUGGACCGGCGUGGAGCUCCGUCUUUCACCCCCAAGCAGAACCGGAGCAUGCACAAGGCGACGCGCGCGGUGUCGUCCCCUCUGCAGGAGCAACAGCUGAUUCUGUGAGCGCGUAAGCAAAGAGUGCAAGCUACUUACUGUGGGUGCACAGCCAGACUCCUGCUCUGGCACUCGGGCUCAGACGGGAACUGUGUCGGUGGCGCAAAGCGCGAGUACUCGGUGGACAUUACGUUACCGGGACAGAUAAGGGAGAGAGUGAGCAGCGCGCGAACAUUGACGAUUCUCAUGGAAAUAUCACGAGUUGAACCCGAAGAAAAACACCUUGUAUGAAAAAGUCGGGAAGCAGAUCUCUUGGAUUAUUCGGCGCUGUCCUCCUUUGCCCGGACUGAGAAGAGUUGACCACAAAUUGCAAUAAAAAAAUGUUUACCAUGCAGCAGGCCGUGUUUUAGGACUCUUUUGCUUCCGGUUUAAGGCCCAGCUGAACAAGAAACCGAGCGGAUUGCUCUCUCCCACACACUUUUUUUGGAAGCCGAACUUUUGAGAGUGGAAAAUGGGUCUUUGAGAGAGUUGGCACAUCUCCACACACCACAAUGGCAACCGAAACCUUUCUGUUGAACGAAGAACCCUCCAGAGGUCCUGGGAUGCCUGAAUGCUUUGUAGUAUCAGAUUCAUACAGGUAUUACCCUACUCACCUUCUAAACAAUGCCUUAGUGGAUGAAUUUCAUCCCUUCAUUGAGGCCCUCCUCCCCCAUGUACGUGCCUUCUCCUACACCUGGUUCAACCUGCAGGCCCGUAAGCGCAAGUACUUCAAGAAGCACGAAAAGAGGAUGACCAAGGAUGAAGAGCGUGCAGUGAAGGAUGAGCUGUUGGGAGAGAAGCCGGAGAUCAAGCAGAAGUGGGCCUCGCGUCUGCUGGCAAAGCUGCGCAAGGACAUCCGGCCAGAGUUCCGUGAGGACUUUGUGCUCACCAUCACAGGGAAGAAGCCCCCCUGCUGCGUCCUGUCAAAUCCUGACCAGAAAGGCAAGAUCCGACGAAUCGACUGCCUUCGCCAGGCUGACAAGGUGUGGCGGCUGGACCUAGUGAUGGUCAUCCUGUUCAAAGGCAGCCCCCUGGAGAGCACGGAUGGAGAGCGGCUGGUCAAGUCGCCCCAGUGCUCCAACCAUGGCCUGUGUGUCCAGCCGCACCACAUUGGAGUGACGGUCAAGGAGCUGGACCUCUACCUGGCCUACUUCGUCCACACACCAGAACAAUCAGGACAAUCAGACAACUCAAACCAGCAAGGAGACACAGACGUCAAGCCCCCACCGAAUGGCCACUUGAGUUUCCAGGACUGCUUUGUGACUUCAGGGGUGUGGAACGUAGCGGAGCUGGUUCGCGUGUCACAGACCCCAGUUGCUACAGCAACUGGCCCUAACUUCUCCUUGGCUGACCUGGACAGCCCUGGCUACUACAACAUCAACCAGGUGACCCUGGGACGGCGCUCCAUCACCUCCACCCCCUCUACCAGGACUGAAAUGGAGCUUUAUGCAAGUCUCCCACGGAGCUCCAACAAGCGCAAGUCUAUUGACGACAGUGAGAUGGAGAGCCCGGUGGACGAUGUCUUCUACUCAGGCCGCUCCCCGGCGGCUGGCAGCAGCUCUCAGUCCAGCGGUUGGCCUAAUGAUGUGGAUGCAGUGCAGCACCAUUUGGCCAGUGUGCAGGAGAGGAAGAUUAAGCAUGAGAACGAUGGAGUGCAGUUUCCUUACCAUGGACUCUCAUCGCCUAGUUCUCUUAAGAAGCCGGGGAAAUUCGAUUUCAGCGCCCUGUCCUCCCAGACGAGGUCCCCCCGCAUGGCGUUCACCCACCACCCACUGCCAAUGCUGGCGGGAGUGAGACCAGGGAGUCCCCGUGCUUCAGCUUCGGCCCUGCACUUCCCGUCUCCUUCCAUCAUCCAGCAGUCUAGCCCCUACUUCACCCACCCAACCAUCCGCUACCACCACCACCCUGGACAGGAUCCCCUGAAGGAAUUUGUGCAGUUUGUCUGUGCUGAUGGCUCAGGGCAGUCCGCUGGACAGCCAAACGGGAGCGGCCAGAGCAAAAUGCCAGGCUCCUUCUUGCUGCCUCCACCUCCCCCAGUGGCCCGCCCAGUGCCCCUCCCUAUGCCCGACUCUAAACCCAACAGCACGCCCCCUGACGGCGGACUCUCCUCGCCCGCAUCUCCGUCAUACUCCACGCCAGGCGCAACAGCUCCCAACAGGUUUGUCGGCAUCGGAUCACGGGACAACAACUUUCUGAACAUCCCGCAGCAGACACAGUCUUGGUUCCUCUGACAAGACCUGUGUACAAACCAGCAACUAGAAUUCUUUCUUUACAAUCCGAAAUAGAAAACAGAGAAACAGCCCGGGGAUAAUAAUUGUCCUCAAACAAACCCACUGACCAGCCCUGACAGAACGUCUCACCUGAUACAAAAUAUAACCAAGCAACGCAGGAAAUUUCAGCAGCAUAAUGCUUAUAGAAGAACUCUGGACUCAUUUACCCAGUCAGAGGGAGGACCCGUUUGGAGCAAAGGAGGAUAGAUGGAAAGAUGAAUGGAUGGACAAGAGAAUGCCAGGAUAAAGAAGGAAUGAGGGGACAAAUGGCAGCGAGCAGGCAUCUCACCUGAAACCAGCAGAACACAGCAGUAACACAGGAGGAACUUCAAGAAGUGAAAGUGGUCAACCUCUCCUACUUUGUGACGACAUGUUGUGUAAACGAAUGGCUGAGAAAAUCAACUGUCCGACCAAAAACAAACAAACAGAUUUAACGUUUCAGCUCCAAAGCUUCACCGAUAAUGAAUCCACGGCCUGAGCAAAGCAAAGGCACAAUUUGGUUUCCAAUGAAAGCUGCAGUCCACGCUCCUGUGAUGUUUGUCAUCACCAAAACAAAAUCUAAUUAACCAUUGUUUAUGUCCCUCUUUAUGACUCCAUGAAGUCCCCUUACCCUACUACUAACUACAGAGAGACCAUGCCAAAACUUGUGUUGUUAAAAGGUUGCACUAGACGCUGAAUCAAUUAACACUAAUCUAAACGAUGUGCACUAUUUACCUACAAGGCAUGGGAGGUAAACCACACUUGUCUAUUGAGAGUUUUAAAGAGGAAACACAGAAGUACAAGAAGCCUUUGUGUGUACUCGAUCCCCAUACUUCAGUUUGACAAAUCAUUGGCCUCCACUUAUUCACACUCACUCACACACACACACACACACACACCCCUCGCACGACACACACAAAGAAAGAUCAUGCAAUCUGUGCCAUGACCACAUCAUGUACAGCGUGUUUAAGUGGUAACACACAGUUACCUUGUCAGACCUUCUAGAUUGUAGUAGUCAUAGGUGGUGGUGUUGUGUCAUUUUUACAUGGAAACAGUAAGCCCAGUGAACUCUUGCUACCUAUUUAAUUAGAUAUCCCAAUAUCACACAAACGUACACACUGAAAACCACAGUGUGAGUACAUCAUUACUGACAGUUUUCACGACUAUAGACAGCAGCUACCAGUUCCCCCUUUUCCCUUGUGUAAUUAAGCUGAAUGAUUUUGUUAUCUCUUGUGUAUUCUCUUAUUUGAAUUUAUUCCUUUUUGGAUUUGUACUAUUUUGUAAUUGUUUUGUAUUUGAAUGACAGCACCUUAAAGAGAAACACAGCGGGAGUUGGGAAGUUGAAGCGGCGUAAACAGGGUGGUUGGCUGACCUUUGUCCAGUAGUACAUGCAAAAACCUUUUUGUAAAAGUAAGUCAUUUGGGGAAAUAUGUUGUGUUUGUUGAGGGCUGGAUGAGAAGAUUUGUACCAAUCCUAUGUCUGCACGUUAAGUGGGAAGCUACCACCAGGUCGGCCGAGUUUAGCAUAGGGACAGCUAGCCGGGGUCUGUACAAAGGUAAUGAAAUCAGCAAACUAGCACCUCUAAAGCCAAUGUGCUUGCCAUGCAACUUCUGCUUUAAACUUGCCUUUUUUUUAAAUGUGUGAGGAAGAUGCUGAAGAUGGUGUGAACACAGCCUUAGACCUGCUGGUUUGCAGGUUUUAUUGAUCUGUGCACAGUAUUUUUGCUAGGCUGAGCUAACUGUUCUGCCUGGGAUAGCUUUGUAUUUCACGCACAUCCAUGAGAGGGAUAUAAAUUUUCUUCUGUAGUUCUCAGUGAAUCAAUGAUAAUAUGUAUUUCCUAGAGUGUCAAAUUGGUUGAUUUAUUUGUUGCCAGUGCCAGACAAUGAAGGGUUUGACAAUCACAGAAAGCUUUUUUUCUGAGCACUUACCUGACAAUGAAGCUAGCCAAAUCUGCUAUACCGCCGCGAUACGACUGGUGACUGGUGGUGGUGAGUUACGAGUGAAAGAGGAUUAGCAUUGAGGACAGAAGGUUGCUGAAGAUACGACCCAGCGUUCAAGAGAGAGUAGCUCUUCUUUCUGUCUCCUUAAAGUUUACCCUGUUGUUUACACUCCCAGACGGGCCGCUGCUCCAAGAGCAGAGGGAGCCACACUGUGGAGCAAAAUGAAUAUGUGACAUAUCUGGUUGUUUUUUGAGAGGAAGAGAGGGCCUUUAAGGCCAGCAGUAGGAGGAUCACCCAUGUGCCCUGUUUUGUCUUUGUGCACAGGAUUGAGUAAAGAUCAGUUGCUAUGGUAAACCCACCCCUAAACACACAUUCACACACACCAGCACUCCCCUCUCAUGAGUCAAUGAGCCCUUAAUGAUCAAAACUGCACUAAAACAAUCAUGCCAGCCAACCUUGUGAGUCUCUUUCACUUAAAAGUAGAUGGACCACCACGUAGUGUUUCAAAUCAGUGGAGGUGUCGUUGGAAUGGAAACACAUUUCUAGGAGAGCACAGAUCGCCACUUAUUAAACACAGACUUUUGAAAACAUGUCCCCUGUGCCCCCAAAUCAAAGGGAAGUCUUAAAAAUAGACAAUCUGAGGAGGCCUUUAAGCUUUUAAUCAUUUUUAGAUCAUUCUCUUGUACAUCUUCUGACUGAUUCAGUUAUCUCCUGUCAAAAUUUAGAACCACUCACCCAACCUCACAAAAUAACUGGACUGCCCGGCCACGUUCUUCACUGCAGGGAAACACAACAUAGUUGGCCAACCGACUGGCGACCAUCUCAUCAGCUUUGUAGAGAGAACUAGCUCUACUAGGAAAGACGUUAACGAUGGCUAAGGUGAUUUCUUUUCUAAUCUAUGGAAGUGCCUACGUAUUCCCAUUAUGCAAUUUGUCAAACAUGAAUUCAGGUUCUUUUUUCUCACAUAUAAGCUAUAGUGAAUGGUGAAAAAUUUAUGUCAGGAGAGGAAAAAGUGGUGACAGCUCACUAGAUAAUCGCAAGCAUCUUUAUAUAUAAUACACAUAUAUAUUUAUAGAUAUAUACUUUUUUUUGCAAGAUAAGCUCUGUGGCAGUCUAGUUAUUUUUUGAAGCAUGGCGUACAUCGCACAGCCAUAGGAUGCAUCUCAAAAACAGCUGAUUAGAGCUCAAGUACCAGCCUCUGAACCCACACUUGCAGACAAAAAAGAAAAAUCCACAUCAAACAAAACAAUAAAAACAAACACAGUGAUUAAAAUGUAGUUUGAGGUUUUUAAAGACAGCUUAGGUUUUGUUGUUUUCUUUUUGUUUUGAUGGGAAGUAUUGUUCUUGAAACUAAAUGAUGUAUGUUGAUUGAGCCAUGUGCAAUGCCUUGGUAGAGGAAUUGUGUUUGUUUGUUAGCGAUUGUUGGAGGGUGUCAUGAGAAAAGAGGGAAACCCCUCUGUUUGUUUUUUUUUUUUGUUUCAAGUCCACAUGCUCUGGGACUCUAAAUGCGAGCACGGCGAGUAAAAAUAAUCCCAGUCUUUGUACGUAAGUUUGGGGAAAUUGUUUAGUUUUUUUCCUUUUGUGACUUUUUUUAAGAAAGAAAAAAAUAUUCAUUUCUAAUUAUUUUGUUUUCAGAAUGUGGGAGGGCUGAAGGAACAAUUUUACAACUCAAAAAUAUAUAUCGUUAUGAAAAACUGGUGCUUUCAUAAAGAAUAAAGUACAUUCAAUCUCUAUUAUACAUAAAUAAUAAUAAACAAAACUAAGUGUUAUCAUAAAAUGCAAAUUUUAGGAAACAUGCAUUAUUCUAUUUCUCUUUUUGUAUUUAGUGGGGGGGGGGGGGGUUCAUUGUAUGAAAAGGUUGUAGUGACAAAAGGCAUUUUUCCCCACCCAACCUUUACACCAUAGCAGAAGAACAGUCGUCAACAAAUCUGGUAGCUUGCAAAUGUUCUUAAUCCAGACUGUAUCAUCUUGUAUCCAACACAAAUGACCCUGAUGUGGGACAAAGACAAGAUCUUCCCCAGUUUGGGAGAUGCACAAGUAUGGAUACCUGAUUCAAAGAAAACAAAACCGACUGAUUGAAAUGUCCGUCGUGAGAUCAGAUUUCGGUGCAAGUCGGCAAGAGGAAAUAAGUGGCCUCUUUCUGCUCAGCUGGUCUGCUGUCAUCAUUUCAAGUGAACCCAACUCCCCCCUCCCACCCCACCCCUGAAUUCCCACCUCCCACUGUAAAUGACUAUAAAUAUUUGUUUGGUGAUGUAGUGUUAUAGACUCAGAGCAUCUUAAAGGUUGUCCCUAAAAAGUGCCUUUUGUUCACAGAUUCCAUCUUGUAAUCCUGAGUGCCCAUCUCAAAAGAAAAAAGUCCCCUCCUUCUUACUUCUAUAUCUUUCUCUUCCUCUUCUCUGAGCUUUUUAAAGCAGUAUAAAUAGUACUAAAGGAAAUUGGUGUGAUUUAGUUCCUCUUUUUAUUGUUGAAUAAUUCAGAAAAGCAAAAAAAAAAAAGAUAUUUUCUGUCUUGCUUAUCUUUCCUCUGUAUCUUGUCUUCUGUCUAUCUUGGACACUGGAGUAGUCAGUAGCCGCGUAACCCUCCCCCUACCCCCCCCUCCUUUCUCCCUCUCUCUUAACGGCGGGGUUUUAAAAAAAGAAAAAAAAAGAAUACGCUAAGAUUUUUUUGUCUGAGCAGAAUGCAGUUAGCUCACAUGUUAUUCUUGUCUGUACGCUUCACAUUGUAUUACCAUACCCAUCUUCUUCAGCUUCUCCAUUCAGCAGCUAAUGUAAGUGAACAAGUUGCACCACAGGGCUCUGGGCUGUGCUGAGGACAGGGGGCCAGCUCACUCAGAAAUGAGUUUUCUCCUGAGAGUGGACAGAAAAAUCUGAUGGAGGGAGAAUUGCACUCACGAGAAAUGUUGGGAUUAGGACUCUGGCGAGGGGAGAUGACCAGUAGGACUGCUAGUGUAGGCAUGUUCUUAUGUAAUCAUUGUUUUUAUCUAUUUAUUUUUUAUAAUUGAAUUUGGAUUUGCUUUUUAAUUCUUUUUUUUAUUUUGGUCAUUGUUACUGCGUAUCUUAGGCAGCAAAAAAAUGCUGCAUUGAGACAGUCAAUUCUGCACCUUUCUAGUGGUUGAACGCGACCUGCUAUAUAAAAAAAACUGAAAAUGACUCAAGCACCUUAUAAGCGGACUGGUUCCCCACUUUGAGGACUGAAGGGCUCAGAUUUAGCACAAACAUAAAGAGAUGUCACACAUGAAAUCAUCGUUAUUUAAAUAAACACUGUUUGAAAAAGACACUUUGACCAUUGUGAUGUCGUUCUACAAGAUGUUCCAAAACCAACAAGUAUAGAUUUUUGGCCUGAGAAAAAUAUUUGUGUACAAUUUUAGUUUCUUCCAGCCAGCAGCAGUAUUAUCGAUCAAACCUUGACAAGUGAAAGCAGCACAGAUUAGCAGCCAUAGCAGAGACGAACGGGUUGCAGGGAGCAGAGUGUGUGUGUGUCUGUGUGUGCGGCCCUGCACCGUUCAAAGAGCCCAGUCCGGUGGCAAAACCGUCCGCCUUUUUAUUUUUUUUCUUUAGUUUCUUUUUUAACAUAUUUGGUAGGAAGCUGGGCCGUGUGUAGUGACAUGUAGACUGAGCCCCCUGGCCAGCUUGUCCCCUCGCCUCAGUCCUCUUAACUCCUCCUGCCAUGAGUUCUCUUCCUCCUCCUCCUCCUCUUCUUCCUCCCUCGGAGCAGUGUCCCAUCCUCUGACAACCCCCAUCCCCCCCCCCUUCUCCCCAGAGCCCAUGGUGAAAUGCAUGUGUUAAUUACAGUUUCUUUUCCAUAAUAAUAAUAAAAAACAGUUUGAAACGAGCAACCCCUUUACUUGUUUGAAUAAAAGGAUGUUCUUGACUGUA
Messenger RNA from Labrus mixtus (cuckoo wrasse), 8591 nucleotides. It is a transcript of the gene nfixb, whose product is annotated as nuclear factor I/Xb. Gene Ontology annotation, molecular function: DNA-binding transcription factor activity, RNA polymerase II-specific; RNA polymerase II cis-regulatory region sequence-specific DNA binding. The record is from RefSeq and is a predicted model, not a curated record. The transcript is spliced from 15 exons. The coding region runs from base 1040 to 2758 and encodes 572 amino acids. Gene Ontology annotation, biological process: regulation of transcription by RNA polymerase II. Gene Ontology annotation, cellular component: nucleus. Lineage: Eukaryota; Metazoa; Chordata; Actinopteri; Labriformes; Labridae.